Engraulis encrasicolus (European anchovy) is the source of this 7321-nucleotide messenger RNA. RefSeq names its product patched 2 (gene ptch2). Bases 316 to 4683 code for a protein of 1455 amino acids. The transcript has 21 exons. Gene Ontology annotation, molecular function: hedgehog family protein binding; hedgehog receptor activity; smoothened binding. Lineage: Eukaryota; Metazoa; Chordata; Actinopteri; Clupeiformes; Engraulidae. The record is from RefSeq and is a predicted model, not a curated record. Gene Ontology annotation, biological process: negative regulation of smoothened signaling pathway. Gene Ontology annotation, cellular component: plasma membrane.
UAAAGAGGCUACCUUCUCCAAAUGUUACUGCUACAGGAUCAGAAGCAGACAGAGAAUUCUGCUCGCGACUCUACUCUGGUUUAAAACGUUGUUUUAUAAGCUAUUGGGACGAAUGAAGACCGAAGGAUUUAUACGGAUUCGGGCACAUAAUGUUGGGAUGGGGUUGCAAGACUUUGACUCACGGAAAGACUAGUGAAUAUUCAAACUUUCGUCCUGUGGAUGCGCUCAUUCUCUAUAUUGGAUUACUAUCGCAUCAGUCGAACUCAGAGAGUUUCUUUUUAACUUUAUUCUGUGCUCCGUUUUCUCACUUGGACUAUGGCCUCGGAUCCUAGAGUCCCCGGGGCCGGUGUUUUUGGAGAUUUACCCCCCAGUUAUACGCGGUCCCCGCCGGCUGUGAACUCAGAUCUCCUCCGAAGACCUAGUUACUGCCACGCCGCUUUUGCAUUAAAACAGAUUUCUAAGGGGAAGGCUGUGGGUCAGAAAGCACCGCUGUGGAUUCGGGCGAGAUUCCAGGCCCUCCUCUUUACUCUGGGCUGUCACAUCCAGCGACAUUGUGGAAAAGUCCUUUUCAUUGGACUGCUUGUGUUCGGUGCCUUUUCUGUGGGUUUGCGGGUCGCUGCCAUCGAAACAGACAUUGAGCAGCUAUGGGUGGAAGCUGGAAGCCGUGUGAGCCGCGAAUUACGCUACACAAAGGAGAAGCAAGGAGAGGAGUCCGUGUUUACCUCGCAGAUGCUGAUACAAACUCCCAAACAGGAAGGCACUAAUAUUCUUACCCAGGAUUCCCUGCUUCUUCACCUGGAGGCAGCGCUCUCUGCCAGCAAAGUCCAGGUCUCCCUGUAUGGAAAGUCAUGGGAUCUAAACAAAAUCUGCUUCAAGUCUGGAGUUCCAAUCAUUGAAAAUGUCAUGAUUGAAAGGAUGAUUGACAAGCUUUUCCCGUGUAUGAUUAUAACCCCUCUGGACUGCUUUUGGGAAGGCUCCAAGCUGCAAGGAGGCUCGGCUUACUUACCGGGGAUGCCGGACAUCCAGUGGAUGAACCUGGACCCUCUGAAGCUGAUGGAGGAGCUGAGCCAGUUCACGUCGCUGGAGGGCUUCAAGGAGAUGCUGGACAAGGCCCAGGUGGGCCACGCGUACAUGAACCGGCCCUGCCUUGACCCCAACGACCCCGACUGCCCGCACAGUGCCCCCAACAAGGAGCAGCGUCAGAGUCCCGACAUUGCCUCCGAACUGCAAGGCGGUUGCCAUGGAUUCUCCAAAAAGUUCAUGCACUGGCAGGAGGAACUGAUCCUGGGUGGCAGGACGAAGGAUACCCAGAAUGCCUUGCAGAGCGCUGAAGCUCUUCAGACCAUGUUCCUCCUGAUGAGCCCCAGGCAGCUCUAUGAGCAUUUCAAAGACGACUACGAGAUUCACGACAUCAACUGGAAUGAAGAUAAGGCCACGGCUAUCCUCGAAACAUGGCAGAGGAAGUUUGUCGAGGUGGCGCACCAGAGCGUUCCUCACAACUCCUCGUCCAGUGUGCACGCCUUCUCCACCACCACCCUCAACGACAUCAUGAAGUCUUUCUCGGACGUGAGCGUGAUCCGCGUGGCCGGCGGCUACCUGCUCAUGCUGGCGUAUGCCUGUGUGACCAUGCUACGCUGGGACUGUGCCAAGUCCCAGGGGGCCGUGGGGCUGGCAGGAGUGCUGCUGGUUGCUCUGUCCGUGGCGUCGGGGCUUGGCCUGUGCUCUCUGCUGGGUCUCUCCUUCAAUGCUGCCACAACACAGGUGCUUCCGUUUCUGGCCUUGGGGAUCGGAGUAGAUGACAUGUUCCUGCUGGCUCACUCCUUCACGGAGACCGCGUCCAACAUCCCCUUAAAGGAGCGGACCGGAGACUGCCUGCGCCGGACUGGCACCAGUGUUGCCUUGACCUCCAUCAACAACAUGAUCGCCUUCUUCAUGGCUGCCCUCGUGCCCAUCCCUGCCCUCCGAGCAUUUUCCCUGCAGGCUGCUAUUGUAGUGGUGUUCAACUUUGCCAUGGUCCUGCUUAUAUUUCCCGCUAUCCUGAGCCUGGACCUUCACCGGCGUGAAGAUAAACGGCUGGACAUUCUGUGCUGCUUCUACAGCCCCUGCGCCUCGCGGGUCAUUCAGCUCCAGCCACAGGAAUACUCUACUGACAGCCACCCGCGCUCUCCCCCCACCCCCACCUACACCGGCUCCACCAUCACCACCAGCACCCACAUCACCACCACCGUGCAGGCCUUCACCCAGUGCGACGCCGCCGGUCAGCACAUCGUCACCAUCCUCCCGCCCACCUCCCAGAUCUCCACCGGCCCCGCCUCGGUCAUCGUCACCCCCUCGCCAACCACCAUGCCGGCCCCUGCCCCAGCCCCAGCCCCUUCCCCUACCUCCGACCCCUACGGCUCCCAACUCUUCUCCCCUUCCAGCUCCACCAGGGACCUGCUGGCCCAGGUGGAGGACCCGAAGGAGGGCCGCGACUGCGCGCCUCUCCCUUUCUUCCGCUGGAACCUGUCCAGCUUCGCUCAGGAGAAGUACGCCCCGCUGCUGCUGAAGCCCGAGACCAAGACGGUGGUGAUCGUGAUGUUCGUGGCCCUGCUGGGCCUCAGCCUCUACGGCACCACCAUGGUGCAUGACGGACUAUACCUGACCGACAUCGUGCCCCGGGACACUAAGGAAUACGACUUCAUCGCGGCGCAGUUCAAGUACUUCUCGUUUUACAACAUGUACCUGGUCACCAUGGACGGCUUUGACUACGCCCGCUCUCAGCGGGAGCUGCUGCAGAUCCACAACGCGUUCAACUCGGUGAAAUACGUGGUGCGGGACAGCGACCAGAAACUGCCGCGCAUGUGGCUCCACUACUUCCUGGAUUGGCUGAGAGGACUCCAGGCCACAUUUGACGCAGACUGGGAGGCUGGCAGGAUCACUCAUGACAGCUACCGCAAUGGAACCGAGGACGGAGCUCUGGCCUACAAGCUCCUCAUCCAGACCGGCUCCAAGAAGGAACCUUUCAACUACAGCCAGUUGACAUCCAGACGUCUGGUGGACGAUGAAGGUCAGAUCCCACCAGAGGUCUUCUACAUCUACCUCACCGUGUGGGUCAGUAACGACCCGCUGGGCUACGCUGCAUCGCAGGCAAACUUCUACCCCCACCCUCGCGAGUGGAUCCAUGACAAGUAUGACACCACCGGCGAGAACCUGCGCAUUCCCGCUGCUGAGCCUCUGGAGUUUGCACAGUUCCCUUUCUACCUGAACGGCCUGAGGCAGGCGUCCGACUUCGUGGAGGCUAUUGAGAGUGUGCGUGCCAUUUGCGAGGAGUUCAACCGCAAGGGCAUCCGCAACUACCCCAAUGGCUACCCCUUCCUGUUCUGGGAGCAGUACAUCGGCCUGCGCCACUGGUUCUUGCUGGCCAUCAGCGUAGUGCUGGCCUGCACCUUCCUGGUGUGUGCCAUCCUCCUGCUCAACCCCUGGACCGCCGGCGUGAUUGUCUUCAUCUUGGCUAUGAUGACCGUGGAACUCUUUGGCAUCAUGGGCCUGAUUGGCAUCAAGCUCAGUGCCAUCCCCGUGGUCAUCCUCAUCGCCUCCGUUGGCAUAGGAGUGGAGUUUACCGUUCACAUCGCCCUGGGGUUCCUCACGGCCAUCGGAGACAGGAACUCGCGCACGGCCAUGGCCCUGGAGCACAUGUUUGCCCCCGUGAUGGACGGCGCCAUCUCCACUCUGCUGGGGGUGCUCAUGCUAGCCGGCUCCGAGUUCGACUUCAUCAUGAGAUACUUCUUUGCUGUGCUGGCAAUCCUGACACUGCUGGGCGUCCUGAACGGCUUGGUGCUGCUGCCCGUGCUGCUCUCCCUCAUCGGCCCGCCUGCUGAGGUCACUCCUGCCGACAACGCCAGCCACAUGCCUCCCCCCUCGCCGGAGCCCCUGCCUCCACCCAUGACUCACCACGGCUACUACGCCGGGCACCAGACCAGCAGGGGCGGCGUGCGUCAGCAGGCGUUCUCCUCGGAGUCCUCCGACUCGGAGUAUUACUCGGAGACGACCACCUCCACGUCGGGUAUCGGCGAGGAGGAGUACAAGUACUGCGACCGGAGCUCCUACAUUACGCCUCCACCAGCCACUUCGCACAUACUGCUGGAGGCCAGCAAGAACCCCAGCUUCCCCAAGCUCACAGUGGUGAAGCCUUACAGUGAAAGCCCAGCCACCCUGAAGGGUCCGAUGAGCGAGGCUACCCAGAACGCGGUGAACUCAGUCAGCUCGCAGAUCACCCCGUGGGACGGCAAACAGGAGUACCAGGGACCCAGGAGGCAGCAUUUGCCCAGUAGCAGGGCCUACUGCCCUGGGAGGACUAAUCACUCUACUGCCCCCGGCUCCCAGCCUUGCAGAGGGCCGCAUCAAAACAGGACUAAGGCCCCAGGCCAGAGUGCGGGAGGAGUACUACAGCGGCCCAGCAACACUGUUACCAUGGUGACUGCCACCGCUUCUGUGACAGUAGCCGUGCACCCCAGUUUGCCGGGGUCAUACCAGGGUUACAUGCACGAGGGCUUUGAGGACAGUGAGCUGGACUCUUUUGAAGAGAUGAAAAGGACUUCGCAGUCAUUUGGGAAAGCCACACAAUCGUUCAAGACUGAGUCUUUGGAACUCCAAGACCUGGAAUCUGUAGAAAAGAACCAGAAUGAAGCUAACAAGGCUCUCUAGGCGAUUAGGCAUUUUCCAAGAACAACAAAAACAUGAAUGAAUGAAAGUUACUCACUUAGAUCCACCUGAAACGGACAGCACCAGUCCUGCGGUAUUGUCUUCCAUCCUCUUGUGCUACAGGUGGUCUUUGGAUUCAAGCAGCCAAAGAUUGCUAGACACUGCCCAACCCCCCACCCCUAACUUUUUGUCUGGAAUCUGUUUCUGGCUGUCUUUGGGAAGUCCCCACAUCCACAGACUUUCACUUUGAUCUGUACAUAGACCUUACACACAGACAAGAGGAUUUAUUUUAAAAGAUUUUAAAAGGUCUUGUUUAAAUAUAUGAAUAUAUAAAUUUAUAAAUAUAUAUUUUAAUACUAAAAAAGAGGGAAAACUUAUUUAAAAGAGUACUGUAUAACUUGUGUAUUCUCUUGUAUAAAAGUCAGAUGUAUAAGAGGCUGUGGGGGUUAUGUUCCCCAGUGUAUAGAUAAAAUUGUGCUAUAUGUAAAAAAGAGUGAAAUGGUAAAUAUUAGGUUAUUGAAAAUUAAAGGUCAGUGUUCAUUUUGCUGCUACACUUCAAGUUUGAAAUGGUUUGCCUUGAAAAUAUGCAGUACCCUUUUCCCCCAAAUUGUAAAUGGAAAAAGCAAAAAAAACACAUUUUACACUGCAGCCAAUAGCAGGCUUUUCUUUUAUUAUUCAAAGGUGAUGCCUUGUCUUUGAUUGCACUGCACAAACACAAACAGAAAUACCAGGAGACUGUUCUCAAUCCCAUGCGCUUCUGUCAUACCUUUCCAUGUGUCAAAUAGCAUGGGAUCAUGUAGUUUUUUUGUUCUUUUGAUUUUGGUGUUAAUCUCUUUCACAACUUUGCAUCUUUUUUAACAGUAGCUGCCAUUGUGCCUUUCUUCUCUCAUUAACUGUGCGUUCAAUGUUCAUGUUGUAUAUGUCAAUAUCUGGGGUGAGCCAUAUGUUCCCCUCAGGUCACUAUCCGAGAAACCAUCCUCAGUCUGUCAUUGCUUGUGGCCCCAUGUCAUUUAAGGGAGAUUUGUUGUUACUGUUGUUCGUUCACAAGUUACAUUUGUCUAGAUGGUAAGAAUGAGUGAGAGUCUGAAUCACCAGCUGAAUCGUGCAUGGUUCACCAAGAGUGCCCAUGCAUGUAGCACAUUUUGUUUAAUCUUUUACCUGGGCUCACUUAAAAACCAUCAUCACGUUGGCUGGGGGUCUGUUUAUGAGGGGCGGUGUGGCAUACAGUAGGGGGGAUGCUCUUGCAGAGGCUCCCCCACUGUGACACUGCCUUCAUCUGCCUUUCCAACUGCUACACUAUCACCUCAUCUCUGUCAUUUUGCAGUUGUUCUGUUGUACUACUUGAAGGAGUUUCAAAAUAAGCCUAUUGGAUUUUUCUCUCUUUUGUUUUUUUGUUUUGUUUUGUCAAAUUGGGUGCGCUGAAAUUCUGUCAUUCUGUCUCCCAUGUUGCUGGGAGACUCGGGCAGAGGCAAUAUGUGGCAGAUUUUCCUUUCUCCACCCAAUGGCCUUCUUCAAAAGGGAAUCUACAUGCAAAGGGAGGUUUUUUUCUUCUUCUAUUGUGUUGUUUUACUCUUGGUGGGGUUUCAGUACAGUAUACACCACAGAGUCCAUAUGCAAUCAUUGUGAACUAGCUGGUGUCUUUGGGUCUGUGGGGAGAGGCAGGUGAGGUGACGAGGGUUUGCCGUGGCAACGGGCUUUGCCCUCCUCUGGUGCUCCACGUAAUGGCCGCUACAUCACGCGACUCAAGACAAGUGUGUCUGUGAGGGCUUUACUGUUACAGUAGUAUAUGUAUAUCCACGCUCAGUGCAGACUUUCCUGAGACGGGCAAGACAAACUUCACACAUUUCAGUAUUGGUCACAUCACUGCCAGUUAAAUGAACAAAGCAGGGACAUACUAUUAGGUUUAAGUGGCAGCUUAUUUUUUCACGAGACAAGAAACUUUAAGUAGCUACUGAAUCUGGUGAGCUUAACAGUCAAAAAUCAUCCUACAUUCACAGCUUAACUACAGGAGUUUGUAAAUUAUAGGAAUGAAAAGGGCAGGGGGUGAGGGUCCUGCAUAGGGUUGUAGUUGUAUUUGAAUUGUAUGUCAUGCCAUAUAAAUUAUUUAAAUUAAAUUUUUAUUUUUGUAGUUUGUACAGAAGCUAGUCAUUUAGACUGAAGUUCUAUUUUUAAAGAGUAAAUAUAUUAUAAAUAUAAAUCUAUCUAUAUAAAUAUAUAUAAAUAUAUAAUUAUAUCUAUUUGUUGCUGAGGUGUUUGUUUUGUUUUUUGUUUUUUGUUUUGUUUUUGUUUUUUUGAGGCCAAGGGAAGGAGUCCACAGUUGGUGGUAGUGGGGUGCUCUGUGGUGCCCCUGUUUUACUUAUUUGUGAGAGAGCAGCGCACUUGGAAUAUGAAGGAGAGGUGUGGCUGAUGCUGUCCACCUUUGUGUAGAAUCCUGGCCUUUCCUUCUUCAUGAAAAGUUGAUGAUUUGUUUCUCUAUUUUUUGUCAAUGUCUAAAACACUGUGACUUCAGAAAAAAAAAUAUGUUCAACAAAACAACAACAGAACUCUUGUGUGACCAUCAUUGUCCUUCACCCUUUAUAGAAAUUUAACUAACAAAAUACAUUAAAGAAAAAAAAAACUAAGGAAAAAAAAAACCCUCUCG